GGCGAGGCGGAAGCAGACCAUCCUCGUCUGGUCCGGCAUCUCUCUCUCUCUCCGCGGAGAAAACCCUCCUCUCUCACGCUACUUCUCUCUUUUACAUCGGCCGCUUCCCAUCACCGGACUCCCUCAGCCUUUGUCGCUCACACUGCCCAACCAAAAUGCUAUCACAGAGGUUCCUGUUGCUACGGUCGACGGCGUCCCUGACGACCAGGGCGUUCUGUGCGGGGCGCGUGGCUAAGAGCGGCAGGGCGCCAGAUAUGGCUGAAGGAAGCGCACACUUACACGUGUCCAACGUGCGCAACAGGCUGAGAGAAAUAGUGGGAGCUUCCACUAACUGGAGUGACCACCAGCAGGCCCUAGCGGAGCGCGUGUCGCUGUCGUCCAUGUUGGCCAAGUCUCAGGCCGAUCUGCCCGCCCGGAGGAUGAAGGACAGCUACAUCGAGGUCCACCUGCCGCUGGGCUCCGAGCCGCAGCUCCGAGAGAAAUACCUGACCUACCACAACACUGUCAGGUUCGGAAGAAUCCUGGAGGACCUGGAUAGUAUAGCAGUCCUGAUCUCUUACUCUCACACUCAUAAUCCGGCUCUGCCACGGUCUCCUCUGUCCAUUGUCACCGCCCUGGUGGACAAAAUAGACAUGAGGCAGCACAUCAUCUAUCCCGACUGCGACAUCAAGUUCACCGGUCAUGUGACGUGGGUGGGGAAGACCUCCAUCGAAGCCAAGAUGCACAUGUCUCAGUUCCAUGACGGAGCGUACAGACCAGUUCUGGAUGCCACAUUCGUCAUGGUGGCCCGAGACCCAGAAAACAAAAGGGCAGCUUUUGUGAACCCGCUGACGCCAGAAGGGCCGGAGGAGAAGAAGCUGUUCCAGGAAGGAGAAACCAAUAAGUCCCGCCGUGUGGAGCUGAGCACUGCAUCUCUACUGAAGGUGGCUCCGACCGAUGAGGAGAGGAAGAUCGUGCACAGCCUCUUCCUCAACACGCUGGACUCAAAGACAGUUAGUUUCCGUAGUCGAGUUCUGCCUCCGACCUCGGUGUGGAUGGAAGACGCCAAGCUGAAAGGACUGGAAAUCUGCCAUCCUCAGGAGAGGAACAUCUUCAACAGGAUAUUUGGAGGGUUCCUGAUGAGAAAAGCCUACGAGCUGGGCUGGGCCAACGCCUGCUCCUACGGAGGCUGUCGACCCAACCUGGUGGCCGUCGAUGACAUCCUGUUCCAGAAACCCGUGGACAUCGGCUCCCUGCUGCUGCUCUCAUCACAGGUGUGUUACACGGAGGGGAAGCACAUCCAGGUCAGAGUUCACUCGGAGGUGUUCGACCCGCUGACCCGGCAGCACAACACCACCAACGUCUUCCACUUCACCUUCGCCUCGGACAGCGACGUGCCCAACAUCGUCCCGAAGACGUACGGAGAGUCGAUGCUCUUCCUGGACGGCAAGAGACACUUUAACCAGACGGUGACUCACUGAGAGCCCGGGGGCCGCCAUGACACUUCUGCCGCCUGCCAAAGCCUUAGAGGGAGUGUGUGUGUGUGUGUGUGACUGUGUGAGUGUGUGUGCAUGUGCGACCAGACGCUUAGAGGAAUGCCAGAGAGCUUUAAUAUCGUCCACAUCUCUUUAUAUUGCACUACGUAACUUUCCAUAAUCUGCAUGCUGCAUUGUUAUGUGUUGUUUUUUUGUUUGUUUGUUUGUUUGGUUGUUUUUUUUACAUUUUAUUCAAAAGGGUGGAGAACAAGACUGAUGUUUACUGAUGUUCAUUUUAUUCACUACUCAUUUUUGAUAGCUGUAACCGGGGGUUGGAAAAUGCCAUUUUUUACUGUGGCUGGCACAGUUUGUCUGCAGAGGUGCUUCUCAUGUCCAAACACGAUUUUAUUUGACUGGUGAAACAGUAAAAAAAGGAGGAUUUCUCUUCAUAUCCUGGUAGAAACCAACAUGUUACUGCACUGUUACACGCUUUGCAUCGCUUCAUGUUACAUUUUUAUAUUCCACUGUCGCUUCAACGCACAAAACUCACUGCAGCUGCUCAAACUUUUUUUAAAAACUUUUUUAUUUUACAUGGAAACUUGAUUCUGAACGUGUGCGACCGUCUGCCUGGUUGUUGUGAGUGGAAGGAAGAUGCUGUCAUGGAGAGAAGUUGAUGAAAUGCAAUAAAUGAAUGCCUGUU
Messenger RNA from Myripristis murdjan (pinecone soldierfish), 2154 nucleotides. It is a transcript of the gene acot9.1, whose product is annotated as acyl-CoA thioesterase 9, tandem duplicate 1. The transcript is spliced from 16 exons. Gene Ontology annotation, molecular function: fatty acyl-CoA hydrolase activity. Gene Ontology annotation, cellular component: mitochondrion. Bases 156 to 1460 code for a protein of 434 amino acids. The record is from RefSeq and is a predicted model, not a curated record. Lineage: Eukaryota; Metazoa; Chordata; Actinopteri; Holocentriformes; Holocentridae. Gene Ontology annotation, biological process: acyl-CoA metabolic process.